ACAGGUGUUGGCGUGUGUCAGCAAGAUGAAAGCACUCCGAGAAGGCCCAAUGCGACGGAGGUGUCAGGUGUCGGCACCCCGAGCGUCGCCACCUGCCGUCGGUACCGUCGGCGUCGUCGCGUCAGCACCGUCGGCGUUAUUCGAGACCCAGACGACGGGCGGCUGCCCUGGGGACCGGCGACGUGUGCCCUAGGGCCGUGAACCGCACCACGUGCAGAUUCUUCAUACCUGGUGGAGCCAAAAAGAGACGGCUCUUGGCUGCCUUGCGUGGAGCGAGAUUCAACAAGUGACAGCCUAUCCGGAAAGAAUCGACACCAGUCAGCAUGGCCCUGGUGCAACAUGCCGUCCAACCAAGAAGAGGAAUGACAUAUUUCAUCUUUCUAGUUGUUCUUUUAGUACCGUCGAUAUUGUACAUGUGCCGACCAACUUUUGAUACGAGACAUUUUAUUUUAUCCCAAAUGCAGCACAGGCAUCUCAGUGACCAUAGUGAAAACACCUUUAUAAGUGAAAGUUCAUCACCAAGAAAUAAGACGAUAUUGCUUUGGACGACAUUUUACGGCAGUCCCGAUCCGUGGGAGCUGCUGUUUUAUGACACGGUGUCGGGCGGCUGUCCGGUGUCGGGCUGCACUCUGACCCACGACCGGGAGCAGCUGGACUCCGCGGACGCCGUGCUGUUCCACCUGCUGGACAUCCAGCUGGAGGAUCUGCCGCGGCGGCGGCCGGCCGGCCAGCUGUGGGUGCUGUUCUGUCUCGAGUCGCCCGGUUACCCGCUGGUGCGCCGGCGCCGCCUGGCCCGGCUGAACGGCCUGUUCAACUGGACCAUGACGUACCGCUGGGACAGCGACGUGGCCGUGCCGUACGGCCUCGUCCUGCCGCCCGGCCGGCUGCCCCGGGCCGUCAGUGCCGUGCUGCCCCGGCGGCCCGCGCUCGCCCGCUACCCUCCGCCGACCACCAAACGCCGACUGAUGACCUGGAUGGUCAGCAACUGUCGCACGCCCGGCAAACGGGAACGCUAUGUCGCCCAGCUGCGCCGGCAUAUUCAGGUGGACAUAUACGGCAGCUGCGGGACGCUCAAGUGCGGCCGCUCCGAGUCGGUUCAGCAGCAGCGCAAUCACACCAACUUCCCCUGUGAAAAGGCCAUCACCGACUACAAGUUUUACCUGGCGUUCGAGAACACCCUCUGUCCAGACUAUGUUACGGAAAAGUUCUUUCGAACCCUCGCUCUAGGAACGGUGCCGGUGGUUUUCGGUGGAGCACAGUACUCCUCACUGGCCCCAGAGGGCAGUUACAUCGACGCGCUACAGUACGAGCCUCGGGAGCUGGCCGAGCUUCUACUCUACCUGGACAGAAACGACACCGCCUACCGGGAGCUGUUCCGAUGGCAGGCUGACCACCGGGUGGUCAACGCACACCCGCUGCGGCCGCUCACGUGCGGCCUGUGCCGGCGGCUGCACGAGCUCCCGGCCGGCACACAGGUGGGCGUUCGACACGACCUGCACCGCUGGUACUCCGCUAAACAGUGUCACCAGUGGCGCCCCAGAGGCUGAGGUUCACACGGGACACGGUAGGAUGGAAGCGAGGGAAGUGUUUGGGAUACGUCGCUGAGGCUGAUGACUGGGGCCAAUACAAACAUUUUGUAGUCAUUUCCCCGGAAAGAUA
This is a messenger RNA of Amphibalanus amphitrite, 1659 nucleotides long. RefSeq names its product alpha-(1,3)-fucosyltransferase C-like. Lineage: Eukaryota; Metazoa; Arthropoda; Thecostraca; Balanomorpha; Balanidae. The transcript has 4 exons. Bases 324 to 1547 code for a protein of 407 amino acids. Gene Ontology annotation, cellular component: membrane. Gene Ontology annotation, molecular function: alpha-(1->3)-fucosyltransferase activity. The record is from RefSeq and is a predicted model, not a curated record.